Messenger RNA from Carassius auratus (goldfish), 1602 nucleotides. Its product is annotated as platelet-derived growth factor D-like. Gene Ontology annotation, molecular function: growth factor activity; platelet-derived growth factor receptor binding. Gene Ontology annotation, biological process: positive regulation of protein autophosphorylation; positive regulation of phosphatidylinositol 3-kinase/protein kinase B signal transduction; positive regulation of MAP kinase activity. Gene Ontology annotation, cellular component: membrane. The transcript has 7 exons. NCBI's taxonomy places the organism in Eukaryota, Metazoa, Chordata, Actinopteri, Cypriniformes, Cyprinidae. The coding region runs from base 35 to 1201 and encodes 388 amino acids. The record is from RefSeq and is a predicted model, not a curated record.
GACGCUCUGCGCUGGCGGUGGAAAGCCCGGGUCCAUGCGGCACUUCUGGGUCACGGAUCAGCGGGCGGCUCGGUUCCAGAUCAUGUGGCUGCUCGUGUGCUCCUUCAUGGCGGUGCUGAGCGCUGAGAACUACGCCACACAGGCCCAGGUGAUGUCCUCCAGAGCCCUGAGGACCUCAAACACACGCAGCAGUGUAACAGACAGCAAUCGCCUCACAGACUUGUACCGGAAGGAAGAGGUCAUAAUGGUCAACGGAGGAGGUCACGUCCAGAGCCCGCGCUUCCCCAGCUCUUACCCCCGAAACCUGCUGUUGUCAUGGAAACUGCUCUCGCCGCCACACACGCGCAUCCUGCUGGAAUUCGAUGCUCAGUUUGGACUGGAGGAGGCGGAGCAUGGAGUCUGCAGGUAUGAUUAUGUGGAAGUUGAGGAUAUUUCUGAAACCAGCACCAUCAUCUGGGGCCGCUGGUGUGGUCAAAGAGCUCCGUCACGGAUCAUAUCCAAAACAAACCUCAUCAAAAUCACCUUUAAAUCAGACGAUUACUUCGUAGCAAAACCAGGAUUCAAAAUCUGCUAUUCACUGCUGUCUGGGUCUGUUUUUCAGGACAAUGCACCUCUCGCUUCUCUGACCAACUGGGAAGCAGUUACAGUGAUGUCAGAUUUUAGGGAGGUUUCUGGGACGGACACACCGCUGUCUGCGAGCGCGCUGGACCACGACAUCGCCAGCGUCAGCACAGUGGAGGAGUUACUGAGACACAUGAACCCCUUCACCUGGGAGGAAGACCUGGAGCAGCUCUACACACACACACACACACACUACUACAGACCACGAGCUUUCCACAGCGACCGCAGACACAAGCUUGACCUCGACCUUCUCUAUGAUGAUGUGAAGCAGUACAGCUGCACUCCGCGCAAUUUCUCGGUGAAUCUCCGCGAGGAGCUGAAGACGACCAACGCCGUGUUUUUCCCACGAUGCCUUCUGGUGCAGCGCUGCGGGGGAAACUGCGCCUGUGGCACCGACAACUGGAACUCCUGCAGCUGCAGCGCCGGAAAAACCGUCAAGAAACUACACGAGGUGCUGAAGUUUUCUCCAGGUCCGAAUUUCUACAGGAUGAAAACACGAGCUCACUGGGUUCUGGAGGAGAUUUACCUGCAGCAUCAUGAGAGAUGUGACUGUGUGUGUCAGUCCAGACCGCCGCGAUGAACACACACACACACACACACUCGUCUGUAGUUUUCUGUCCAGCGUUGGGAGACUCUCGGUCAAGUAGCUUUUGUAUCUGUUUUCAUGGUUUAGAUGUUAUUGUGUCCAGUAAACUCACCAGUGGAAUGUAAAUGAAUAUUAAUGAGGCGUUUGCUCUCUGAGACCAAUCAGAAGUCGGAGUUCCCUGAGGGGGUGGAUCCUUCACCGAUCUGAUCCAAUCCAGUGUUAUUUAUUAAAAGAACUGUCUUUUUUGUCUUUUUAUAUCUGUGAUCAAUGCUGUUGUAUGUGGCUUUUGUUUUCAUAUUCUCUUUCUUGUCUGAGCAGAUAUUUUUAUAAAUCUCAUUAAAAUGCUAAUUUCAUCACAAAAGUAAAAGAAAUAAACCUUGAUUAAAAAAAGACUA